GUGCCAUUGGAUUGGCAAACAGUUUUCUUAGCCAUGGCCAUUCUGAGCCUGAAGCAGCUGGUGAUCCUUCUACUCCUCGUCCUGACGGGCGUGGCAUGUAAGAGUCAGAUACGGGUUAAAGUCAAGAAGAGUUCUCAUCUGAUGGUCAAAGUCAGUGAGAUUCUGUGCAAGGCUCGGAUCAAGGUACUGUUCGUGUACUUUGAGAACGUCAGUUCCCACCAACACACGGGCCAGAUUCUUCAAGAGGUAACCAAAUGCAACAUAUCCUACAUUUCCCUAAGGAACCAACUGAAGCCUCUUGAAGCCGUCAAGGAUGAUGGAAUCCUCAUGUAUAUGACCAUGAUCAUCACGAACAUCUCACAGCCCCUGGAACUGUCUCUCAUCCGUAAAAAAUCAGCCGCCAAACACUUGUCCCACGUAUUCCUUCUCGUCAGAGAUGCCAAAACAGUUUCCGAUGCGUGGAUGCGAGCCAGUUUCCGGCAGUUCUGGAAGAUCUGGCUGCUGAACAUCGUCAUCCUGUACUGGCGGGAUAAACGCCUUCAUGCGUACCGAUAUAAUCCGUUUACGGACAAUUAUUUGAUUCCCGUGGAACACGAAGCAGACGGACUGCCGACAAUGGCGAAGCUCUUUCCCAAAACCAUUCCCAACAUGCAGCGGAAGCCGCUUAGGAUGUGCAUCUACAAGGACGAUGUGCGGGCGAUCUUCUUUAGGCAGGGCAUCAUCCUUGGAACCGAUGGACUUUUGUCCAGCUAUUUGGCCGAGAGGCUGAACGCCACCAUGAUGAUUACCCGGCCGCACUCCUACAAUAACCACAACCUCAGCUCGGACAUCUGCUUCCUGGAGGUCUCCAAGGAAUAUGUGGACGUGGCCAUGAACAUACGCUUCUUGGUGCCCGACACUUUCAAGAAGUUGGCCGAGAAUACCGUGUCCCACAUGCGCGAUGAUCUCUGUGUGAUUGUUCCCAAGGGAAAACCGGCCCCCACCUUCUGGAACAUAUUUCGAUCGUUCGGCCCAUUGGUCUGGGGCCUUAUUCUUGCUUCUGUUAUCCUCGGAAAUAUAUUCUGUUACAUACUGCAGUCGGGGGCGGGUGGGGUGCCGAUGCAGCUUUUUGCCGGGGCUCUAACCAUGCCCCUGACCAACAUUCCCCGAAACCAUGCCACUAGGCUGUUCCUAAUCUUCUGGCUAUACUUCGGCCUGCUCAUCUGCUCGGCCUUCAGGGGGAAUCUGACCAGCAUGAUGGUCUUUCAGCCGUAUCUGCCGGACAUCAAUGGCCUGAGUGCCCUGGCAAAGUCCCACUACCCCAUUCUGAUCCGCCCCAGACACCUGAAGCACAUCCAGCACUUUCUUUCUCUGGGCCACCAACACGAAGCUAGGAUUCGGGAACUGAUGAGGGUGAUGUCGGACACCGAGGUAUACGAAAUGCUGGAAAACAACAAUCGGGACUACGCCUAUCUGGAGAAAUACCACAUCGCCCGCUUUCAGGUCAACAACCGGAUACACAUGCAUCUGGGACGCCCUCUAUUCCACCUGAUGAACAGCUGCCUGGUGCCUUUCCACGCCGUGUACAUUGUGCCCUAUGGAUCGCCCUACCUGGGCUUCCUGAACUCCUUGAUCCGGAGCUCCCAUGAGUUCGGUUUCGAACGCUACUGGGACCGUAUCAUGAACUCGGCUUUCAUCACCUCGGGAACAAAGGUUGUGAAUAGAAGGCGCGGAAGGAGCAGCGAUGAUCCAGUUGUCCUGAAGCUGGCGCACUUUCACGCCGUCUUCUCACUGUGGCUGGUGGGGAUCGGAAUGGCAUGCAUGGUGCUGCUCGGAGAACUCGUGACCCACAACUGGCGCAGGGUCUUGGCAAAGCUAUUGCAUAAGCUCUCGGGCGGCGGCAUGCAACACGCAACGAGCGGAUUGGGGCACUAA
Molecule: messenger RNA, 1914 nt
Organism: Drosophila bipectinata
Lineage: Eukaryota; Metazoa; Arthropoda; Insecta; Diptera; Drosophilidae
Gene: Ir85a
Product: Ionotropic receptor 85a
Cellular component (GO): membrane
Molecular function (GO): ligand-gated monoatomic ion channel activity
Source: RefSeq, a predicted model, not a curated record